This is a messenger RNA of Ctenocephalides felis (cat flea), 2352 nucleotides long. Its product is annotated as DEAD-box ATP-dependent RNA helicase 13. NCBI's taxonomy places the organism in Eukaryota, Metazoa, Arthropoda, Insecta, Siphonaptera, Pulicidae. The transcript is spliced from 12 exons. Gene Ontology annotation, molecular function: nucleic acid binding; ATP binding; RNA helicase activity. The coding region runs from base 28 to 2346 and encodes 772 amino acids. The record is from RefSeq and is a predicted model, not a curated record. Gene Ontology annotation, cellular component: nucleolus.
UUUGCAAACGUAUUUUACAGCUGCAAUAUGAAGAAAAAUCCGUGGAAGGAGAUCAAAAUUGAGGGAUCUGUCUUGACAGAUUCAGGCAAUUUAGAAGGACUUAUUGGUAUACAAGAAUUAACUGAUUAUGAGCCUGAUGUUGUUUCUAAAGGACACAAACGCAGUAAUGGUCAAAUUCUGGGUGCUCAGUCUAAAAACAGUAAAGCAAAUGGUGAGCCUAGCAAGAAAAGAGUUAAAACUGAAAAGAAAGCUACGAAUGUAGGAAAUGGUGAGUCUAAAGUCAAAAAACUCAAGAACGAGAAGAAUGGUGAGCAUGUACUCAAAGUUUCAAAGACAUCUAGCACUAAAUCAAAUGGUGAGCUUAAAACGAAAAAGAAACAUACCACUGACACAAAUGAGGAACCUAAAAUUAAAAAGCCCAAAAUGCAAAAAAGAGCUAUGACUGAAGCAAAUGAUAAACUCAAAAUUAUUAAAUCUAAACUCGAAAAGAAAAUCAAGUCUGAGCCAAUUAACGAGCCUAAAAUUAAAAUCCUCAGAAAUGAAAAUAAACCUAAGAAAGUUUCUGUUGUAAAUGGCUUUCUAGUAGAAGAAUUACAAGAAAAAGUUACUCCAGACACUACUAUUUGUGAUAGUAAUGUAUCAGACAUAGAAGAUUCUGUUACUAAAGAUGAAUUAAUAGGUUGGAAUGGCUUAGAAUUGUCUGAUGAAAUUUUACAAGCACUUUGUGAUUUAAAGUUUGUAGCACCUACUCCUAUACAAGCACUUACAUUGCCACCAGCUAUUUUAGGUCGUAGGGAUAUUUUAGGUGCAGCAGAAACUGGAAGUGGCAAAACUUUAGCCUUUGGAAUACCUAUAAUACAUGGAAUUCUGAAAUUGAAACAGAAACUUAAUGCUGUUCUUCACAAAAAUACAUCAAGACCAUUGUAUGCUCUUAUUUUGACUCCUACCCGUGAAUUGGCUGUACAAGUUAAAAAUCAUUUAGUUGCUCUUGCUAAACAUACAGAUAUUAGAAUUGCUGUAAUUUUGGGUGGCAUGGCAGCAGUUAAGCAAGAGCGUAUUCUUAAAUAUUGUCCUGAAAUUGUAGUUGCAACUCCAGGGCGAUUGUGGGAGUUAAUACAAGAACACAAUGAGCAUUUAUCCAAAGUUGAUAGUAUAAGAUUUUUAGCUAUAGAUGAAACAGAUAGAAUGGUUGAACGCGGUCACUUCAAUGAAUUGCAGUUACUUUUGGAACGUAUUAAUGCAGAUGAAAGUCUUGCUAGAAAAAGACAAAACUUUGUCUUUUCAGCUACUCUGACUCUUGUACAUGAUUUACCAAAACAUCUAAUAUUGAAAAAGAAGAAAGGAGCUAAAAUAUUAAAUCAAACUCCAGGACAAAAACUACAACAUUUGAUACAAUUGUUAGGAAUAAAUAAUCCAAAAAUUGUUGAUGUUACUCAUGAAACAGGAAUGGCCAAGUCUUUAACUGAAUGCAGAAUUAGUUGUGCAAUGGAACAUAAAGAUUACUACUUAUAUUAUUUAUUGAAAAGACACCCAGGCAGGACUUUGGUAUUUUGCAACAGUAUAAGUUGUGUUCGACGUUUAACCCAAUUAUUUACAAUUUUACAAUGUAAUCCAUUGCCUUUGCAUGCCAGCAUGCAACAGAGACAGAGAUUGAAAAAUCUAGAAAGGUUUAGAGAUAAUGCUGAUGCUGUAUUAGUAUCCACUGAUGUUGCUGCACGUGGUUUAGACAUUCCUGAUGUACAACAUGUAAUCCAUUACCAGGUGCCCAGAAGUUCUGAAAAUUAUGUUCAUCGUUCAGGCCGAACUGCACGUGCUUCAAAACAAGGGAUAACUAUUCUAUUAAUGGAACCAGCAGAAAGUAAAAAUUAUGCUAAAUUAUGUAGAACUCUUGGCAAAGUUGAGGAUUUGCCAUUGUUUCCUAUUGAGGAUGCAAUUUUGUCAGCUAUGAAAAAACGUGUUAAUUUAGCCCGCGAGAUAGAUUCUUUAGAAUUGCAAGUGAGAAGAACUAAUGCUCAUUCUAGUUGGUUUGAAAAAAAUGCUGAAGAGAUGGAUAUAUUAUUAGAUAAACAAGAUAGUGAUGAUGAUGAUGAAAAUAGGAAAAUUACAUCUAAUAAUAAAAGGUCAUUAAAUGUGAAGAAAAAACAAUUAAGUUCUUUAUUAUCACAACCAUUGUUACCAAGGGGAUUUUCUUCAAGAUUCCCUACAUGUAAUGGAGUAGCUCGUUUCCCACAUAUUGAAGGUGAACAAAGUAAAGAAGAUGCAGUGGAAAUUAUGAAAAAGGCUAUAGAAAAUUAUAAGAAUAUUGGGAAAAAACCUGUUAAGGUGUUGAAAUUAAUAAAAGAUUAAGUACAA